AUGCAGCUGAAAGAUAAAGUAGUGUUCAUCACUGGCGGUGCACAGGGAUUCGGGAGGGGUGUGGCUGAAGCAGUAUUGAAGAAAGGGGGAAAGUGUGACGUGACGAAUGUUGCUGAGUUUGAGGAUGCUUUCAAAGCUGCUGUCUCGAAAUUUGGUCAUGUUGAUGUAAUGUGCAACAAUGCAGGCAUACUGGAUGAACGGAUAUGGGAAAAAGAACUGGAAAUCAACUUUACUGCCGUUGUGCGGGGGACCAUGAUGGCGCUGAAUCACAUGAGGAAGGAUAAAGGCGGAAGAGGCGGCGUCAUCAUCAACACAGCGUCAACGGCAGGUAUGAGGUAG
Haliotis rubra (blacklip abalone) is the source of this 339-nucleotide messenger RNA. RefSeq names its product 15-hydroxyprostaglandin dehydrogenase [NAD(+)]-like. Gene Ontology annotation, cellular component: cytoplasm. The record is from RefSeq and is a predicted model, not a curated record. NCBI's taxonomy places the organism in Eukaryota, Metazoa, Mollusca, Gastropoda, Lepetellida, Haliotidae. The coding region runs from base 1 to 339 and encodes 112 amino acids. The transcript is spliced from 4 exons. Gene Ontology annotation, molecular function: oxidoreductase activity, acting on the CH-OH group of donors, NAD or NADP as acceptor.